UUAAGUAAAAUCUACUUAACUAAGUUAUCUAAAAUUAGUAAAGGAAAUAAGUAAAUUUAACGUGGCCAGGUAGAGUUUCUACUUAAUUAUAUUAAGUUUACCCUACAAUACUCAAGUACAUUUUACUCACUCACAGUUUGUUAACUUUACUCAAACAACAUAGCACUAAAAAAAAAAGAAAAAUGCCCAUAAAGCAUGUGGUUAAGUUACAAGCACGUAGCAAGUAGACAGCUCAUUAUUCAUUUUAAGGUAAUAUGUUGACUCAAUAUAGUUAUUAACUGAAGGAACACCGAGACCUGAAUACUUGGCACAAGUGUUUGAGUAUGAAUGGGUCAUUUUGAGUAAAAAAAUUAACUCCAGAUGUCACAAAACAGCAAGUUACUUAACCUAACAACAAAAGCAACCACAAAACAGUGUAAAUGCAUCUCAAAAACAGCAAACAAAUUACCUUAUUAAUUAUUCAUGCCCAAGUGCAUGAUGGGAACAACGGGAUCAUGACGUUGAUAUUUACUUAAAAAAUAUUUGUUAAUAAUAACAGACAAUUCCAAGUAAAAUAUACUUAUAAGUUCAAACUUUAAAUUCUACAAGCUUAAAUUGAGUACUAAUAUUGAAUUUACUAUUUUAUUUAAAUUCUUGCCUGAACUUAAUUAUUUAAUCAGUGCAGCACUAUAACAGAUUGUCACUUGUGUUUUAUACCAUUUUAUGUCAUUUUUAUAUCUGUUAUAUUCAAUACUUUUUGUUAAGCAAAACAAAUGGCUCUAUGUUUUUAUAUUACCAUUAAGAGCAAUUUAUAAAUUUUUACUCUUAUAUUUUUUACUCAAAAUCCAUUUAGAACAACGUAUGUAUUGUCUACUGUAUUUGUUUUAUUUUUAUUGUAUUUAUAAAAUUUAUUUUUUGACAAUAUAUUUCAAAAAAUGUAUUCUCAGAUCAAUGUCAGUAAACAGCAAGGUUCCCAUUGUGACAACAAAAAAUUUACUCCAUAUCUGCUAUUGGGGCAUGUUGUCACACGAGGUCGACCCGAACUGUUUUUAUUUUAUUUUUUUUGUGAUGCAAAUGUUCAAGAAUAUUUUGUAGUCAAUGCUGUAAAUUUUGGAUACAGAUAGAACAUUUUCAUCAUUUGCUGUCAAUGUCUUUUUACCAAUGUCACUGUCACCUGCGCACAAGUCACGUCACACAGUCAUUAAUAUUUUGACGUCCUUUUAUUCUUCAGUGGUUUCUCGAGGCAGUUUGACGUAACUUUCAUCCUGAGAGAGAGAGAGAGAGAGAGAGAGAGAGAGAGAUUCACUUGUUAAUGCUGAAUUUUGGUGGCAGCGCGCGCUCAAUGGGGUCACGAGGGACCGAACAAACUCCGCGCGAGCGACCUGUGAGAUGCUCUCGCGCUCUAUAAAGUCCUUCACACAGCGUUCACCGGAGAGAUUUCCACCCGCCCAACGACACGUUUAAAUAUUCCGCCUUUAUUACUGAGAUACCUGACUCAACUACUUCACGAGUCUGUGGGGGGUCAAAAUGAGCUCCUCGCUUCCAAAAAGCGAAUCCACUACAUCCCUGAUCAAAACCAACCGGAGAGUCCGCACGGACCCCGCGAGUCACCGCAACGGGCACCGGCACACGGGAGGCGGCGGCGGCGGAGACUCGUGCUGGACCGAAGAGUGCGAUGCCACCGCUCGAAGACCCCUGUGCCAACCGAAACACGGACGAAAAGCAGAGAGGGUCCAGAAUCCCCGCGGUCAGGAUGGAUAUUAUCAGGAGGAUGGACCGGAACAUCGCAAACCGUCACGGCACCACCACACCACUGACCCUCCGGUCCAACUCCACGGGAAUCCCCGCACCAGCAGCACACCCUCGCCGACUUCAUCCCUCUCCAAGCGCUCGGAGGAAGCCGCGCUGUUCUUCGAAACGAAGGACAAGCGUCAAAGCCUCACCUCUAGUCCACCUCCAGCGCGUCAGCCCAGCAGCGCGUACAGCGGCGCGCUUGAUGCAGACCUCCAUCCCAUAGUCAAAUCAGUCUUUGGACAGAACAGAGAGCUGAGACCAGAGGAAAUGGAUGAGCUACGAGAAGCCUUCAAAGAGUUUGAUAAAGACAAAGACGGCUUCAUUGGAUGCAAAGACCUGGGGAACUGCAUGAGAACCAUGGGAUACAUGCCCACUGAGAUGGAGCUCAUCGAACUGAGUCAGCAGAUCAACAUGAACUUGGGAGGACAUGUGGACUUUGAGGACUUUGUGGAGUUGAUGGGCCCCAAACUUCUGGCUGAGACGGCAGAUAUGAUCGGAGUAAAGGAAUUGAGAGACGCUUUCAAAGAGUUCGACACCAACGGAGACGGUCAGAUCAGUACAGCAGAACUAAGAGAGGCCAUGAAGAAACUGCUGGGCCAGCAGGUGGGUCACAGAGAUCUGGAGGACAUUCUGCGGGACAUCGAUUUAAACGGAGAUGGGCACGUGGACUUUGAAGAGUUUGUGCGAAUGAUGUCCCGCUAGAGGAAAGGUGGACAAACCACGUCAUAAACUGGAUCUCCUGUGCUCCGGCAUAGAUAGAGGAGGAUGGAGGAGAGGAAAGAUCAGGAGGAAACGGGAGCAGCCUCACAAGAGGAACAUGACCUCUGACCUCAAAGCACAUAAGAAAGAACUGCACUAUAACCCUCCAUAACAGCUUUCAUGAAGCCCAGAAGCCAACAGUGGGAACGAGAGGACGACUCUAAUAUUAAUACUGUGAUCUCUGAAACAUAUUUGUGUAACGGGGUUUUUUACCCAAAAUAAAGCCUGCGAAGGGUCUGAUGCAAAAAAUAUGCCCCGAGAGCAACCAAUCAAAACAGCGACUGAUCAAGCUACUCAAGUAUUCAAAAAUUCACUACUUUAAUUUACUGGCAUUUCACACCUACUUUGUUACGGUAGGGAGCAUCAGAUGAAUUGCAAUAACAUUACCGUUUCAUAUUUUAAGCUAUUUAUUCAUAUUUGUAAUGUAUAGAAAGAUGAGUGUGUAUAGUUUCCCUUUAAAAGACUCUGGCUGUUUUACAGUAGCCUAUGAUAGAUUAUUACUCACAAAGAUUUUAUUUUAUAUAUCAAUGUACUGGGAAAUGCUGGAAACUUUGCUAUCAAUCAUUUGCUAUUAUUGUACAAUACAUCGGACCUAUGCACUACUGUAUGCGUGGACAUAUUUUUAAAUGUAGAGAAAGAUUUGCCAUAAAAAAACAAACAAACAUUAAAUUGCCCUUGUUUGCACACUGUCUUGCAUGAAUGCUAGUGCUGAUACAAUUGAGUCAACACAGCCGAGUAGCCUACACUUGUGUAGUUCUGUCAUGUAUUUAAAUGUUGUAAGUUUAGUUAACAGUCCAACAAGCCUCUUUGACCUUAAUACACUAUUUGAGAUGUACUUUGUGUGAGUGUGUGUGAGAGAGAGAGAGGUUGGAUUGAAUUUCUUGUACCUUGUUUGUGUGAUUUCAAGUUUGUCUUACCCGAGUUAUUCUAUGCAUGCCAAAACAACUUUUUGUAGAGUGUAGAUUUAAUUAAAGAGUUGUGCAA
Onychostoma macrolepis is the source of this 3516-nucleotide messenger RNA. RefSeq names its product calcium binding protein 1b (gene cabp1b). The record is from RefSeq and is a predicted model, not a curated record. Gene Ontology annotation, molecular function: calcium ion binding. The transcript has 7 exons. Bases 1507 to 2475 code for a protein of 322 amino acids. Lineage: Eukaryota; Metazoa; Chordata; Actinopteri; Cypriniformes; Cyprinidae.